AAGAUAAAAUGGCAGCUCUACGUGGAUGGAAAUUCGUUGGUUUCGUAUCCUGCAUUGUGGGAGCCAUUGGGCUAGCGGUGUAUCCUGUUAUACUGGACCCAAUGCUCAAUACGGAGAAGUACAAGUCGCUCCAGGAGUACAGCAAAAUAAAAAGAGAUGAGCUGCAACAUACUAUCAAAAGAAAGGACUGAAAGGGAAAGAUGUAUUUAAAAAUGCUGUGCCAUGUAAUUGGCAUGCGGAUUAGGCAUAAAACAAGAUGUACAUUUUGUAGUUUCCAAACAACCAAAAACACAAAAACUAUUUGUUAUCGAUAAAUAUAAUUUACCUAUUGUUCGUAUAAUUUAUGCAAUUAAGGUACUCAGAUAUUAUUUGAUAAUGUACAAUUAUAACCCGGAUAACUUCCGCGCAAAA
This is a messenger RNA of Drosophila persimilis, 411 nucleotides long. RefSeq lists its product as uncharacterized. The transcript has a single exon. The coding region runs from base 9 to 191 and encodes 60 amino acids. The record is from RefSeq and is a predicted model, not a curated record. Gene Ontology annotation, biological process: mitochondrial respiratory chain complex IV assembly. Gene Ontology annotation, cellular component: mitochondrial inner membrane. Lineage: Eukaryota; Metazoa; Arthropoda; Insecta; Diptera; Drosophilidae.